CUCGGCCACGCGCUCUGACGCAGUGCACGGUCUUUGCAUCCCUGAGCGAAGGCCUGGAGCAGUUGGGGAGCGACUUCUCGGUCGGGAAGCGGAGGAGACGGCUCCGAUUCUCUCUAACCUAGGGAGCCGCGACUCCUGGGAGGAAGCGUGGGAGGAAAUGGAAGGAAAGGAAGAAUCCCCCCAAACCCCCAUCCCCUCUUCGCGUCCUGCUAGUUUCCGGGGUCCGGGAGCGCGGGCCCCACCCUCUCAGGGCUAACACCUGGCGGUGGGGCGUGCCUCAGUUUCCCGGAGGCGGGGAGUUCCGCCCCCGCCCCUCCCCUUUUCCUCUCCUUCCUCUUUGGGGCGCUUGAGGCCGCCCCUCGAGAACUCCCGGAACUGAAGCCGAGCUCCGGGCCGGCGAGUGGGAGUGGGGCCACGUCAGCGGGGUAGUCCGGGCUCCGCGGCGCGGGGCUGGUGGGUGCCAUGCGGCGGGGCGCUGUCCUGGCGGGCGCCCUGGCCGCGUACGUCGCGUACCUGGUGCUGGGCGCGCUGCUGGUGGCAUGGCUCGAGCGGCCGCAUGAGGCUCGGCUCCGAGCCGAGCUGGAGGACCUUCGGGAGCAGCUGCUGCGGCGCAGCCCAUGCGUGGCCGCCCCGGCCCUGGACGCCUUUGUGGAGCGGGUGCUGGCGGCCGGACGGCUGGGGCGCGCCGCGCUUGCCAACGCUUCGGGGCCCGCCAAUGCCUCGGACCCCGCCUGGGACUUUGCCUCGGCGCUCUUCUUCGCCAGCACACUGGUCACCACCGUGGGCUACGGGUACACAACGCCACUGACCGACGCGGGCAAGGCCUUUUCCAUUGCCUUUGCGCUCCUGGGCGUGCCGGCCACCAUGCUGCUGCUGACUGCCUCGGCCCAGCGCCUGUCACUGCUGCUAACCCAUGCGCCUCUGUCCUGGCUGAGCACGCGCUGGGGCUGGGACCCCCGGCAGGUGGCCCGCUGGCACCUGGUGGCCCUGCUGGCAGGUGUGAUGACCCUCUGCUUCCUGGUGCCAGCUGCAGUCUUUGCCCACCUUGAGGAGGACUGGAGCUUCCUGGAUGCCUUCUACUUCUGCUUCAUCUCUCUGUCUACCAUAGGCCUGGGUGACUAUGUGCCCAGCGAGGCCCCCGGUCAGCCCUACCGGGCCCUCUACAAAGUGCUGAUCACAGUCUACCUCUUCCUGGGCCUGGUCGCCAUGGUGCUGGUGCUGCAGACUUUCCGCCGUGUGUCUGACCUUCACGGCCUCACAGAGCUCAUCCUGCUGCCUAGUCCGUGCCCUGCCAGCUUCAGCGAGGACGAGGAUGACCGGGUGGACAUUCUGGGACCCCAGCCAGAGCCACGCCAGCAACUCACUGCUGGCUCCCGCGCCGACUACGCCUCCAUCCCCAGGUAGCCGGGGCAGGUGCCCCAAGGCUGGAUAGACCUGGCCUGCAGCUGAGGGGCCCACGUGAUGGGGAUGGACCUACUGGAAUGUCCACGAGCACAUGCCGGCAUUUGUGAGGCAUUGCCACCAACCGCCUGUCCUUUGUCUCACAGGCCUGGCUCGCCCAGUUCCUCCACCACCUGCCUUGUUCUCAGUUCCUCCUCUCAUGUCCCCGACACUCUGCACCUCUCCGGCUUCCCCACCAUCUCGGUCUCUUCCUCACACGUCUCUUUGUGGCUCAUCCUUUUAUCCAUCACUGUUCUUCCUCAGCCACUCAUCACUUGCCAAUUCUACCAGGCUUUGGGCUCAGACCUCAUGUGGGGCACUAGACUGGUCACUGGGCAAGGGACUGCCCGUCUCUGAGCCUGGAUCUCCUCAUCUGUCAAGUGGAAAGAAUAUAUUCAAACAUCCAAAACUCCCUCCUUUGUGCUGGCCCUGGGCUGGGCAGUGCUAGGGACACAGCAGUGGUUGAGAUGGGUCUGGGCCCUGUUCUCAGGGGGCUCCUGGUUCACUGAAGUAGACACACCUGUCCCCACACAGUGACAGCCCAGAGGAGGCAGGACUUCAGUGAGGAGGCAGAGGGGUUGGCAGCGUGAUGGGGACAGCACAGGGUGAGUGGUCAGCAUUGAGGUGGGGGAAGCACAGGGAGGUCAGGGAGGACUUCUUGAAGGAAGGGACAACGGAACUCAGCCCUGAAAUCUGAGGAAUAGUCAGCAGAGGAUGGUGUACCUGACUCCAGUGUCUCCAGGGAGCAAGACGUGUGUGGAAAGCCAUAGGGUAGGCCUGGGUGAUAGAAUCUUCCUCAGUGGCCUGGCGAGCAGCAAGCUGAGACAGGAUCCCAGCCUGGAUCCAAAUGGCAGGAAGGCUCUGCUCUUAGCUGAGACACCGGUGUAAAAUCUGUCCCCCUUUACUGAGUGCCAAAUGUGUAAGGUGCACUGGGCUCUGGAGCCCGCCUGCCUGGACUCAAAUCCCAGCUCAGCUGUAUCCUGCCUGUGUCCUUGGGCACCCACUGUACCUCUGUGAUUUUCAGUUUCCUCAUCUGUAAAAUGGCAAUACAUAAUAAUACUAGCUACUUCAAAAGACAAUUUCACAGAUCCUGCUGUGUUAUUCUAUGAUGCUUUCUUUGGCCAGGUUCUGUUCUGGGUACUUUGCAAAUGAGGAAGAUAAUACUAUCAUCCCUUCACGUAGAUGAGGAAACUGAGGCAUGGAGAGGGGAAGGCCCUUGUCUUGGACACAGAGCCAGGAACUGUCUGGAAGUAAAGAAAACUUCUCCAAAGCCUCUCAGCAGACUCCCUCUUCCACCUCAUUGGCCAAAAGUGGCUCUCAUGCCCAUCCUGAACUGAUCAUUGGCCAGAGUGAGGAAGCUACCAUGAUUAGCUUGGAUUCCUCAGGAUUUCCCCUGCCCUCAGGACUGAGGCUGGUGAAUACUUGAACAAAACUGGGCUUCUAUUAGAAAGGCAGAAGGUUCGGAGAACAGACAGAUAUUGAUUAUCAGCCAGGGCCGACAUGUACAGUUAUACAAUUUGGGAUGUUAUGUAAGGGAUGUCUGGCUGGCAGGGUGGAAACAAAUUGGGGCUAAAGUUCAAGGCUGAAUAUGCCCAAAGGGGGCUUCUUUUUCUAAUUAAUGUAAAUGCUCCAUAUAGUGAGCAGUGACCUUCAACUCAUGUCCUUACACCAGAGAGAAGAGCUUAUAAAGGAGACCGAAAAGGAGUAGGAAAACCAGGAGAGGAGGCCGUGUAGGUAAGAGACAAGAGAAUUUUGAGGGAGAAGUCAACAUUGUCAAAUCAUGCUAUCAAGUCACACAAAAUGGUUUUAAUUACUUUGAAAUAAAACAAUUGCAUAGAUUUUACUAUGUGUCAGGCACUGUUCCAACCCCCUGAUAAUUUAUUUAACCCUUCUAGCAACUCUGUUAAGUACUUUUCCCACAUUUUACAGGUGGAGAAAAGAGGGCCCAGAGAAGUCAAAUAACUUGCCCAAGUUCACACAGGGAGUACAAAACUAGGAUGUGAGCAAGGUUUUCAUUGGCCACCUUGUCCCACAGGAGCCCAGAAACAUCUGCUGUCUAGCUCUUCCUCAGCCUCCCAGGCUCCCUGGCUUCUCCCCAUGGUCGUUGUUGACCUGGCUGCUAAAGUCAGCGGCUGGCUGGGCAGGCAGCUGCUUCUCACCUUAUCGAGGGAGAUGACUGUGCGAUCUGGCUUCCACUUCUCACUGCUUUUCCUUCUAAACUCCUCUAGAGAAAUAAACCAGGCCCUGUUCAGUUCAAGAUACUAAAAAAAGGUGCAUGCUAAAAACUCAAAAGGUACAAAAGAGUGUACACUGGGAAGUCCGUCUUCCUCCUGCAUUCUGCCUGUAUUGACUGAUUCCUCAGGGUUCCCAGGCAGUACCAGCAGUGCACAUGUGUGUCAUCUGUUUUUUCUUUCACUCUACAUAAAUGGUACCUAGUAUGGUGAAGGUUGCAAUGUUAGACUCUGGAGGCAAAGUCCCUGGGUACACAUCUGAACUCUGUCACUCCUAAGCUCUGUGGCUUUGGGCAAACGAUUUCACCAGCCUGUGCCACAGUUUGAAAUCUGGGAAAUGGGAAUUUACAGCACUUACCUCAUGGUUUCUUAGAGAAUUAAGCAACUUAAUAUUCGUAAAGCUCUUAGAACAAUGUCUGGUACUUAAUAAAAUGUUGGCUAAUGAUUAAUGUC
Molecule: messenger RNA, 4124 nt
Organism: Manis javanica (Malayan pangolin)
Lineage: Eukaryota; Metazoa; Chordata; Mammalia; Pholidota; Manidae
Gene: KCNK6
Product: potassium two pore domain channel subfamily K member 6
Biological process (GO): stabilization of membrane potential; potassium ion transmembrane transport
Cellular component (GO): plasma membrane
Molecular function (GO): potassium ion leak channel activity; outward rectifier potassium channel activity
Source: RefSeq, a predicted model, not a curated record